AUGGCGGGAAGAGGGAAGCUCAUCACAGUGAUGGGAGACGAGGACACAGUGACUCGUUUCCUGCUGGGCGGCAUAGGGGAGCUUAACAAGAACAGCCACCCCAAUUUCCAGGUGAUGGAGAAGGAUACAACCAUUCAUGAGAUCGAAGACACUUUCUGGCAAUUUCUAAACCAGGAUGACAUCGGCAUCAUCCUCAUCAACCAGUACACAGCAGAAAUGGUGCGGCAGGCCCUGGACGCCCACCAGCACUCCAUCCCCACUGUCCUGGAGACCCCCUCCAAGGAGCACCCAUAUGAUGCCACCAAGGACUCCAUCCUGCGCAGGGCCAGGGGCAUGUUCACUGCUGAAGAUCUGCACUAG
Molecule: messenger RNA, 360 nt
Organism: Chlorocebus sabaeus (green monkey)
Lineage: Eukaryota; Metazoa; Chordata; Mammalia; Primates; Cercopithecidae
Source: RefSeq, a predicted model, not a curated record